Suillus subaureus is the source of this 375-nucleotide messenger RNA. RefSeq lists its product as uncharacterized. The annotation marks the transcript as partial. Lineage: Eukaryota; Fungi; Basidiomycota; Agaricomycetes; Boletales; Suillaceae. The record is from RefSeq and is a predicted model, not a curated record. Gene Ontology annotation, biological process: glucan catabolic process. Gene Ontology annotation, molecular function: beta-glucosidase activity. The transcript has 3 exons.
GAGGAUUUGAUCGCUGCUUGGGAGAACGGGAAGGCUUCACCCAUCGCUGAAGGGUCUUCUACUGCGCUUUGGCGAGAGCCUGCAUUCCAGGUAACUUUCAAGAUCACGAACACUGGACCUGUAUCUGGAAUGGAGACUCCUCGGUACAUUCACUUCCUGUCUUCCGCUAGCGAGCCUCCAUCAGUCCUAAAGGGUUUCACAAACGUCGAAAUCUCGCCGUCCAGCACAGAACAAGCCUCGAUCACGCUCUCGCGCUAUGACCUGUCUAUCUGGGACGUCGUCGCUCAGGGGUGGUGCGAGCCUGAUGGCCAGAUCUCGUUCUCUAUCGGUGCGAGCAGUAGGGACUUUAGGCCACAGGGGAAUAUUCCUACUUGA